AUGCGUAUAAGAUAUAGCUGCUUACGAAGACCCAAUAGCCAUGCUAUUGGUAUAAUAAGGUUUAAACCAAAAUUUGCUAUUCGAUUUUACUCUGAGCCUCCCAAAAAAACCGAUCAUGGAGGAAACAAAGUCAUAGAUUUACAAGAAAAGAAAAAAGAACCAAUAAUCAGUGAUAAAUUCAGUACGUUAAAAGAAAAAUAUGAAAUACCAAGGUAUCCUAUUGUCUUAUGCCAUGGAUUUUCUGGUUUCGACAAGUUAACUUUCAUGCAUAAACCGAAAUUCCAUAAUCGAUUGCACCAAGCUAGCGAGAAAGUCAAAAAGACUAUCGAUGAUGGAUUAUUGAAUAUUGAUUAUUGGUAUGGUAUUAAGGAAGCUCUUGAAAACAUAGGAAGUACUGUUUUGAUUGCCAAAGUUCCUCCAUUUGGAACUAUAAAGGAAAGAGCAAACCAUUUGAAUGAUUUUAUUAACAGAGAAUGUGACGAACUUCGUAAAAGUGAAUCCAAGUCGUCUAUCUAUAGUAAUAUGUCAAACAAAUCAAAAGAUGAUGUGUCAGAGAAUGCAACGUUCGAAGAGACGAAUAAACCAAUUAAGGUAAAUUUGAUUGCUCACUCUAUGGGUGGUUUGGAUAGCCGUUAUCUUAUAUCCAAACUAAAGCAUACUAAUUAUCAAGUAGUUUCAUUAACCACUAUAUCUACACCUCAUCAUGGCUCUGAAUGUGCAGACUUUAUUGUUAAGUUUUUAAAGAACAGGAACCACUUAUCCAGAGUAUGUCCGAAAUCAGUCCAUGAAUUAACUACAAAAAGUUUGGUAGAAUUCAAUCAGAAAGUAAAGGAUGACCCUAAUGUAUCCUACUUUUCUUAUGGUGCCCGAUUCAACCCUAAGUGGUUCAGCGUCUUUAAAUUAACUUGGGAGAUAAUGAAAUAUGAAAUGCAACUUCGAGAUAAAACUAAACCUGGUUUAGAUCGAAUUGAUAAUGACGGCAUUGUGAGUGUAGAAAGUGCGAAAUGGGGCAAAUAUAUUGGCACAUUAGAUGAUGUGGAUCACCUUGAUUUGAUCAAUUGGACAAAUAAAUUAAGAAACGCUAUUGAUAGCACUUUUUUUCAUCCCACAUCAAAGUUUAAUGCUAUCGCAUUGUAUUUAGAUAUAGCCGAAAACUUGUCGAAGCGAGGAUUUUAA
Messenger RNA from Debaryomyces hansenii CBS767, 1176 nucleotides. RefSeq names its product triglyceride lipase. Lineage: Eukaryota; Fungi; Ascomycota; Pichiomycetes; Serinales; Debaryomycetaceae. The record is from RefSeq and is a predicted model, not a curated record. The coding region runs from base 1 to 1176 and encodes 391 amino acids. The transcript has a single exon. Gene Ontology annotation, molecular function: triacylglycerol lipase activity.